Molecule: messenger RNA, 1119 nt
Organism: Saccostrea cuccullata (small rock oyster)
Lineage: Eukaryota; Metazoa; Mollusca; Bivalvia; Ostreida; Ostreidae
Product: melatonin receptor type 1A-like
Exons: 1
Coding region: 1-1008 (335 amino acids)
Biological process (GO): cellular response to light stimulus; G protein-coupled receptor signaling pathway; phototransduction
Cellular component (GO): plasma membrane
Molecular function (GO): G protein-coupled photoreceptor activity
Source: RefSeq, a predicted model, not a curated record
AUGGAGUCCGAUUUGGAAGGCGAAAUAUCGUCUGCAGCAAAUCUUGUUUUUAUAAUAUUUGUUAUACUACUUUUGAUCUGUGGAAUACCUUCCAAUGCAUUGUUUCUUUGGACUUUUCUGAGAAUCAAACGCCUCCGGAAAAUCCACAAUGCCUUUGUCGGAAAUUUGGCCGUGGCUGACUUUCUUAUUACAACAUAUCUACUGUCUUUUAACCUGCUAUUUCUCUUAAAUAAGGACGCCAGAAUUCCAGAUCUGUUCUGUCAUUUUAAUGGCAUGUUUGCUCACAUAGUUUUUAGCACAUCGGUGAUAUCAGUGACCACGAUAGCUGUCCAUCGAUUUGUCAAAAUCUGUCACUUUAAUUUGUGCUCAAAAAUAUACACAAGAUCUACCGUUUCUGGGAUGAUUGCCUCCGUUUGGUUCAUAGGAAUCUUAUUUGCAUUGCCCUUAUUAUGCAUGGAGCAUUCUUUGAUAUUUGAUCCAACUUUGCAAAUGUGCAUCUUCAAUCGGUAUGUCAAUCAAGUAUACUCUAUCUGUUAUAUGUUAGUGUGUCUUUUUGCUCCAAUGAGCAUAACCAUGACAUGUUACUAUAAGAUCUUUACCUAUCUUCGAAGAAACAAACGGAACCUUGUAUCAUGGAACAAUGGAUUAGGACAACAAAGAUUUAAAAAUGAUGUAAGGUCGACAAAAUCAACAUUUGUCGUUUUCGUACUGUACCUUCUAUUAUAUAGUUUAUUUGGGAUACAGGCUACGUUCUUUAAAAAUCAUUCUCAAAUUGUUUCUGAACUUCAUUCGAUUUCUAUAUAUUUGUCAUAUGCGAACAGCUGUGUAAAUACCUUUAUUUACGGUUUUAUGAAUAAAAAUGUUUUAAGUGCAUAUAGAGAAGCAAUGAGAUGUCGAAGGUCGCGGAAAGUUCACAAUAUAUCUGUUUUAACCUCACAGAGAACAUCAACAAACAUCAGAGUAAUGAACAUAAAACCAUGCAACGUUGCUUCAACAUCGAAGACUUAAAAGACUUCAUGUCAGUGAGAAUUCCAUGUGAAUCAAUCUUUUAUUAAUUUGAUUCAAUAUUCUAUUCACAACUAAUUACACAGGUUUAUAUAAAUGGAUUGCAAUUGUUUA